Messenger RNA from Melampsora larici-populina 98AG31, 6325 nucleotides. RefSeq lists its product as uncharacterized. The record is from RefSeq and is a predicted model, not a curated record. Gene Ontology annotation, molecular function: phosphorelay sensor kinase activity. Gene Ontology annotation, biological process: phosphorelay signal transduction system; phosphorylation. NCBI's taxonomy places the organism in Eukaryota, Fungi, Basidiomycota, Pucciniomycetes, Pucciniales, Melampsoraceae. Bases 1 to 6258 code for a protein of 2085 amino acids. The transcript has 22 exons.
AUGGAUAUCAAUCAACCAGGCUCACGAUCUAAUAUGAGAACUUCACCUCAAUCUCAACGUCAACAACAUCCUCAACAUAUUCAAAUCAACACAACUUCAAGUUUAACUCCAAGUAAACCAUCAAUCUCAUCUCCCAACAGAAUCACCAACUUGAACACUCUACUUUCAAAUCAAUCUAAUCUUCAUACUACUGAACUUCAUCAUUAUCAACCUGUCGAUCAUCAGUCUCAUCAUCAUCAACUCAGUAAUGCUAAUAUCAAACCUGCUUCAGCCCUCUCUCCAGCUAAAUCAUAUCAUCAUUCUACAUUCGAUCCAUUAUCACUAUCAUUAUCAUCACCAACUAAAACAACCACUACUAGCUUCGAUCAAUCACCUCCUGGUAUCUCAUUUCCUUAUCGUAUUACACCGUCAACAACAACAUUCCCAUUCCAUCUACCUCCAAUCUCACCUACAUCAGAUUUCCAUCACUUAAGCUCAAGUACGAUCGAUUUUGAACAUUUAAAUGCACCUCCACUCUCAAGAUCAUCCUCUCAUGCAUUCUCUCAUCAAUCUGACCCUGCAAUCACUUCAAAUUUGACUCCCAGCCCUACUACACCGUCACCAAUCCCACCACCACCAAUCAGAUCAUUCUUCUCAAAUUCACCAUUACCAGCAUUCUCAAUUCCAGCUCAAGCAUUACAUUUAGCUCUCUGUCGAAGAAACUUUGUUGGAAAAUUCGAAGAUCCAGAAGAAAAAGGUCCAAUUCCGCAUGGACAUCAACCUUCAUCAUUUGUCAAUGAAAAUGAUGAUCCAGCUUUCACUGCAUCCCAUAAAACCACUAGAACUGCUUCGGAUUUGACUUUCCCUCAUAUCACAGGUGAGGAUGCAGAUGCAGGUCGAGAUCGUACUUUGGGCGAUCUUUUGAAAACUACUUGGUCAAAUUUUGCAGCCGAGGAAUUAGCUUGUAAGGUAUUACAUUAUGAUCUCAAAUCAAGUCAGAGAGAUAAAGACGGAAGCCUUUGUUGGGAUUUAAUUAGAGUCCUAUCAUAUCAAGACCUGAGGAGAUGGUUAAAUUGGGUCAAAGAAUUAUUUAAUAGUGAUCAUGACGACAAUCAUGAAAAUCGUAGUGACAUGAAUCAUAACCUUCCAAUUUAUGAGUUCAGGACCAAACUUCGUCCUAGUCUUCAUUCUAGAUUCAAGAAUAAUAUAAGAAAGAAGGAAAACGAUAAUGAUGAGUCCACACUUGGUGGUGAUUCGAGUGCAGAUGCCGAAGUGAUCAUGAUACCUACGAUCAUCAAAUGCGAUUCAAGCAAUCAAGACAUUGAAGUUGAACAAACUUCAACACCGUCCAGAAAGUAUUUUCAGAAACUCCAUAGAUAUUCACCUCAUCAUCUCAUUUUAUUUACGGUGACCGUCAUACAGGCACCCUCACCACUCCCUCUCAAAUCGUUCAGUCCAUUUCCUUGGAAUACUCCCGUGCCUCAGGUUACCUUUCUAAAUCCUCCAACACCAACUAAGCGAAUUAAAACCAACACCACAAAUGAGCAUCCACCUACCUUGCAUCUAGAAGCUAGUUUGCCGUUAUUAGAUCCUCUGAGCCAAGCAGCAUCUCAACAACCCUUAUCCUCACAGCAAGCAUGGUUAGGCGAAUCUGAAGCCAGAAGAGUAGUUUCUAGAUCGAACAAAAGACGAAAAUCAAUUUCCAAUGAACUCAAGCCAGAGCUAAUCGAAAUUGAGCAUGGUAGUAGUAGCACUGGUAGUGUUGCGACUAUUAAAGACAAUUUUCCAUCAAUAAUGAUUGAUGAUGAGAAGUCGACUGCCGAGGAAACGAAUCAAUCAAUUCCAAUGGAACUAGAUCCACUUCGUGAUACUUUUCUUGAUUCGUUGAAAAGGACCAAUAUGGGAAGAGCUAUCUUGGCCAGAAAAUGGGAAGAUACGCCGAUUGGUCCUAUCCAAGAUUGGUCUCCUACGCUUCGAUCUAUGGUAGGAUUGAUCCUAAGUGCUCCAUAUCGAAUGAGUUUGUUAUGGGGCGAAGAGCUAUGGGCCGAUCUAGGAGAGGUGGCAGAUUCGGUCUUAAAUGGAGAGGUCUACACAGUCUAUGAUAGUCUGCUAUUUUUUGACCGAGAUCCUGAAAAUCCCGCGAGCGUGCGAAAAGAAGAAUGUUAUCACUCUUUCAGCUGGAUCCCAGUCCGUGGACCAACUGGUCAAGUGGAAGGUAUCCUAAACCCUUCUUUCGAGACCACCUCACGAGUUGUAGCAGAAAGAAGAUUAGGCACGUUGAGAGACUUGGUUCAGAUCACUUUGGUAUCAAGGAACAGGAUCUCAUAUAAAGAAGGUUGUUUGGAAAGCAUCUCUAAGAAUCCUUACGAUUUACCCUUUGCCAUUAUGUAUACCUGUGAAACCAAGAAAUCGCCACGCAAAGCUUCUGUACUAGGAACAGGGGAAGACGCGGAGUCGACGACCCUCCUACAAUUGACGUUGGAUGGAACCGUCUCAGUCCCAUCCGGACAUCCCUCAGCACCAAACACGAUAGAGAUCAGUAUACAAUCAACGUCUGCCACAGCACCAUCUUGUAGUGGAACAAGUUCUUCGACUAACUCUACAGUGGUCUUCAAUGAAGAUAAACAUUUGACUUGGCCCUUACAAGAAGCGUGUACGCUCAGAAGGCCAAUCUAUAUUUCUGAUCUUGGUGAUCGUGCGUUGGGAUUUGAGAAAAGAGGUUGGAAUGAUGAACCUAGAUCAGCUGUUGUUAUGCCUAUCAGUACGAGCGAAGAUGCUGCUCCUUUGGCCGUGAUCGUGUUCGGUCUCUCUCCUAGACUCUAUUGGACUGAAGCCUAUGCUUUGUUCAUCAAUUUGCUUACGAGACAACUGUCCACUGGACUUUCAACUGUCAUCGGACACGAAGAAGAGGCUCAAAGACUCGAAGAUCUGGCAUCUCUGGAUCGAGCCAAGACAGCAUUCUUUACAAAUAUCUCACAUGAGUUGAGGACACCAUUGACAUUGAUUGUGGGACCGAUUUCGGAUAUAUUGAGUUCACCGCAUGAUAUCAGUAUUGCAGCACGCGAUCGAUUAAAGGUUGUUGAAAGGAAUACUCAAAGAUUGAUCAACCAAGUUAAUCAGUUAUUAGAUCUUUCAAGAUUUGAAGCUGGGAAGAUGGGUGCACGGUUUAGAAAUACCGAUCUAUCUAAACUGACAGCUGAUUUAGCUUCGUUGUUCAGAAGCGCGAUGGCGAAGAAUCAAUUGCAACUGAUUGUUGACUGUCCGGUCUCAAAAUUCACGGGUAAAGGUGGAAAAGUGAUUGUACGGAUUAGAUUUGAUUUUUCGAAAUGUUAUUUAUCAGUUAGUGAUACGGGAGUAGGAAUCAAAAGCGACCAACUCCCAAAGAUAUUUGAUCGAUUUCAUCGAGUUGAAGAUUCUGCUCAACAGGCCGAAGGGACCGGUAUUGGAUUGGCAUUGGUUCAAGAUAUUAUCAAGCUACAUCGCGGGAAAUUAGAAGUCGAGAGCGAAGUCGGACGUGGUUCGACCUUUACUGCUACUCUCUUACUCGGCAUAUCUCAUCUACCGUCCGAUUUAUUGGAUUAUUCACCCGAGACUGAAUUAGAAAAGAUAAAUGAUCGAGUAGUGGCUUCUAAUGCAAGAAGAUGGAUGUUAGGAGACAUUGAACCUAUCUCAUCCUCACUGAUGACUGUAUCUCCAGCUUGCUCAGAUACGUCUGGUUCAAGAUGCUCGUCGGAUUCAAUGGGAGGAAUGAAUGGCGAAAGUGAUCUGAUGUCGACUUCCGGUUCGACGAUCUUGAUUGCGGAUGAUAAUGAUGACAUGAGAUCAUUUGUCAGGAGUGUUUUAAGUCGAUACUACACCGUAGCAGAAGCCUCGGAUGGAUUAGAAGCUUAUCAUUGGGCUAAGGCUCAUCAUCCUGAUCUAGUCGUUUCAGAUGUGAUGAUGCCGGCCUUGAAUGGAUUCGAAUUGUUAAAACGAUUGAAGACAGAUCCGGAUACAGCAGGGAUCUCGGUGAUCUUACUUUCGGCUCAUGCAGGAUCAGAGAUUCGAAUUGAAGGAUUGGCAGAAGGAGCGGAUGAUUAUUUAGUUAAACCGUUUGAAGCGAAAGAAUUAGUAGCCAGGAUUAAUACCCAUUUACAAUUAUCGAAGAUGAGACAAAGAUUAGAGAAUGCGGUGACGAGUCGAACGAAAUUGUUAAGAGAGAAUGAAGCAAGAUUUAAAGAUUUAUAUCAUACCUUUGAAGCGAUUUCAAUGUUAAGUCCAGUAGGCAUUAUUCAAUGGGAUAUUGAAGGAAGAGUGACCUUUGCAAAUAAUGCAUUCAGAUCACAAUGUAAAUUGAUUCCAUCAGAUCAUUCAGGAGAAAAUUUAGAAGAAUGGAUAGAACAAAUUUGUUUAGAUGAUAGGGAUAGGAUGCGAAACGAAUUUGAAAUUAAUUUUAAAGCACAAAUGACUACCAAAGGAGAAUUUAGAUGGAAAGAUGGAUCUUGGUGUUUAUAUGAACUUUCACCAUUUUAUGAUGAAUCGAAAGUGUUUGCUGGUUGUUUAGGUUCGACGACUGAUGUGACGGCUCGUAAGGAAUCGGAACGUAAACAGCUAGAAGCUGCUGAAGCUAGAGCUCGUGAUGCUGAAGAAAGUAAAAGACAACAAGAAGCUUUUAUUGAUAUGACAUCUCAUGAGAUAAGAAACCCAUUACAUGGAAUUCAUCAAGCUGCUGAAUUACUUCAUACUUCAAUCAGAUCAAUAUACGAUAAUCUAGUACAUGAAGAUGAUGAUGACGAUCAAGAUGAUGAUCAAGAAAGAACUUUAUCUAAAUCUGAAUUAAAAUGGUUUAAGCAAGAGUUAGAAGAAGAUAUCGAUGCAGUGGAGAGUAUCCAGCUUUGUGCUUCUCAUCAGUUGAGUUAUCAAAUCGCCUACGUUUCUGUUUUUUCUGAUGAAAGGUCAAGGAUUGCGGAUGAUAUCAUCAAUGUAUCGAAACUUAGCAUGGGUUUGCUUACCACCAUCAAGACUGAAUUCAACUUACUGGAAAGAGUUUGCGAAGUCUUAUCAAUGUACCUCAUUGAAGCUCAAUCCAAAAAUGUCAAGUUAGACAUUCAAGUAGGAGAAGGUUUAGAGAAACCAGCUUACAUCAUAGCUGAUCCAAAUCGAUUAGCUCAAGUGACGAUCAACUUUCUUUCGAAUGCAUUACGAUAUACAUCCACUAGUGAAGGUAGAAGAGUAGUAACGAUUCAUGUUGAACUUUUUACAAGUUGUCCAGAACUUGAUCCAGAAGCCAGAAGAAUUGGAACAUUAAAACCCGAAUUAGCAGAUGAAGCAGGAACCCAGAAUUUAGUGUACGCUAAAGUAGGAGUUAGAGAUACAGCCAGAGGUUUAAGUCAAGACGAAUUAGCUAAAUUAUUUGCAAGGUUUGCUCAAGUGAAUCCAACACAAGAUCAAUAUGGUGGUUCAGGAUUAGGUCUUUAUGUAUCACGUUGUUUGAUUGAAAAUCAUGGUGGAUUUAUUGAAGUUGUUUCUACUAAAGGUCAAGGUUCAGUGUUUUCAUUUGUGAUUCCAGCCAAACGAGGAUCAGGUCCGAAAAAAAACCCGACAGUGGAUAGUCCUGGUGGUGGUGGUGCAUCCUCAAGAUUGAGAGGAGUGGCUAAGAGGUUAGGGAUGCAAAACGGUUUAGAGAAAGACGCAGAGAUACGUUCAGCUGCUUCAUUGAUGUCAGUCGGCUCAAUGCCCUUAACAAAGAAACGAUUACCAAGCCCAGACGCAGGACGAAUGGGAAGUGGAACGGAAGACAAUAAUGGUGAAAGUUUAAGACCACCUAGUUUAAGAAGACAAACGAGUGUUCAAAUCGUUCAAUCUUCAACAAGUACGGAUCCUAUCAAACUAGCUACACAUGUUCUUGUUGUUGAAGAUAAUUUAAUCAAUGUUAAGGUGAUCAAACGUCAAUUAAGUUUGAAAGGUUAUUCUGUUUCGGUUGCCAUGGAUGGUAGACAAGGAUUAGAUAUUUUAUAUGAAGAUGAUCAACAUCCAUCUGAAUUAGGUAGGAUUGGAAUCGUCUUGAUGGAUAUUCAAAUGCCUGUCAUGAAUGGAUUAGACGCUAUCACUGAACUUAGGGCUUCUGAAAAGACAGGGAAAGUUAAACAAAGGUAUCCUGUAAUUGCAGUAACUGGGAAUGCAAGGAAAGAACAAACUGAACAGUUUCUUGCAAGUGGAUUUGAUGACAUUUGUGUGAAACCUUAUAAGAUUGAAGAUGUUCAAAACCGAAUGGAAGCUUUAUUAUUGAAAGGAUCGUAAAGAAGAAGAAGAAGAAGAAAUCAAACAAGAUCAACUACAACAAUUCAGUUUGAUUAUCAACAUAAUU